Molecule: messenger RNA, 735 nt
Organism: Brugia malayi
Lineage: Eukaryota; Metazoa; Nematoda; Chromadorea; Rhabditida; Onchocercidae
Gene: Bma-exos-3
Product: exosome complex exonuclease RRP40, putative
Exons: 5
Coding region: 1-735 (244 amino acids)
Biological process (GO): nuclear polyadenylation-dependent rRNA catabolic process; poly(A)-dependent snoRNA 3'-end processing; exonucleolytic trimming to generate mature 3'-end of 5.8S rRNA from tricistronic rRNA transcript (SSU-rRNA, 5.8S rRNA, LSU-rRNA)
Cellular component (GO): cytoplasmic exosome (RNase complex); nuclear exosome (RNase complex)
Molecular function (GO): RNA binding
Source: RefSeq, a predicted model, not a curated record
AUGGCAGAGAUUCAUCUCCCAGGCGAUAUCGUUUCUUUAGUUGUUCCUGGUGAAAAACGAACAGAAAUAAUUGGUUGUGGUCUAGAACGAGUAAUUAAUAAUCCUGAUCAGUUGUUAGUUGUACAACCAGGAAUACGGCGUGUAUCGCAUGGUAAACAAUGGAUGGCAGUUCAUUCACGAAGAUAUAUCCCACAAAAGGGUGAUCGUGUAAUUGGGAUUGUUACUUCUACUCAUGGUGAAACAUUUAAAAUUGAUAUUGGCUCUGCAGACAUCGCAUUUAUCAGUUUCCUCUCUUUUGAAGGUGCCACAAGACGUAAUCGUCCAAACUUGAAAGUUGGUGAUUUGAUUUAUGCCUCUGUCACUACUGCAACAAAACAUCUUGAACCAGAACUUACAUGCAUUGAUAGUGAAGGUCGAGCACGCGGUAUGGGUCUAUUACCAUCUGGAGGCUUCCUUUUUAAAACAAGUCUAAAUCUUGUACGUCGAAUUCUUUCACCAUCUUCAAGACUAUUAUCGCUGAUUGGUAAAGAUAUAAAAUUCGAAAUAACAAGUGGUAUGAAUGGACGAAUUUGGAUUAAAGGCAUAAAUGUCGUUGAAAUUAUAGCCGUGUGUCGGAUAAUUAAGGAAUCAGAAUUUAUCACAGAAUCGGAUAUCCCAGCUUUUGUGGAUAAGCAAAUUAGUCUUUUAUAUGGCUUUCCUGUAGCUGCUGAUGACAGUGAUAAUGAUCGGUUGUAA